AUGCAGCUGAUAGCGGUUGCAGAAGCGCACGAGGUGCGACGAGCGGAGGAGCGUGCCACGUUAGAAAAACCGCAAGGACAACUGCAGCAAUCUGGAAUCCAACUGCAGAGUGAAGCCGAACUUCACAGACGACAGCAGAAGGCACUGUCAGCGCAAGUAGAAGCGAAGCGGCGAGAGCUCGCGCACUUUGAAGAGCGACUGAGACAAGAACGAGAGGAUCUGGCAGAGGUCGCGAACGAAAAGGAUCUCCAGCUUCAGAGACGAGCGGCGAUCAGCGAACAAGUGAAAGCUGCAAAAGACGCGCACAGCGCUCGCGAGGCAGCACUCACUGAAGAAGCCCGACGAGUGUCAGCUGUGCUACGAGCUCGGGAAGAGAGGAUCAACGAUCAAGCACGAUGCGUCGGCGAACAGCAGGCAAACGCUGGGCGAGCAUGGCAGCAGGUGCAUUUCAACGCGGCUGAGGUCGAAAAUCGCGAAUGUGGUGGAGUGGCGGUCGCUUUUUUUUAUGAGGCGAUCCCGGCUCUCCACUGGUGCCCAGACGACCGAAUAUCGGAAGGAGAACUCCGUUUUCGUGUCUUGUAA
This is a messenger RNA of Peronospora matthiolae, 582 nucleotides long. The record is from the annotation of a GenBank genome assembly. NCBI's taxonomy places the organism in Eukaryota, Oomycota, Peronosporomycetes, Peronosporales, Peronosporaceae.